AUGAAGGACGGUACCGACCUAAGUUUCGACGCGGAGACGGUUGCGGGUGGCGGAGGGUUGUCCGGUGCAGAUCUAUUUGCAGCGGGAGUUGGAGGAGUCGGUCGAAGGUGGCGGCGCGGAUGGGUAAGGACUGAGGUGAUGAAGGUGUUGCUGACUGCAGUUGAAGGGAUCGGUCGGCGUGGGUUGCGUGGAGGUUUUGGAGCAGGUUGGGAUAUGAUUUUGCAGGGCAAUAGUGCCGUUUUUUGGAGUGUUGUGUUUGUUUUAUGGCUGCAAGGAUUGUGGACAAGGAAAGGUCAUAAUUUGACUGUUUUUUUGGCACUUAUGCAGGGGACUAGAAAUUGGGCAGCUUUGGUACAAGGCAAAGGUUGGAAGCAAAUUGAGUACGGAGUGAGAUUCCAAGACAUAAGGGCGUGA
Vicia faba (fava bean) is the source of this 414-nucleotide messenger RNA. The record is from the annotation of a GenBank genome assembly. NCBI's taxonomy places the organism in Eukaryota, Viridiplantae, Streptophyta, Magnoliopsida, Fabales, Fabaceae.